CAAAAGAAGGGAGCCGAAAAGCGAACAAUAGAAAAAGCCGUCGCGGGCCGCACAGCAAACCAGAGGCAUUACCACAGCAAAGCGCCCGUGAUGACAAUCCGGCGAGGCCAAGUGCGUCGAAUAUUAGAAUAAGAACAAGAAUACUUUAUAGAGGCUAAAGCAGCGCCAUCGCCAACUCUCGCGUGCUGCCGUUAUUUCUGACAGCGUUGCUGAGCUGUUCUCUUUCUGACAGUAACAAAGAAAAGCCGCCUCGUCCCCAUCUCUCUUCUCCUCUUCCUCCCCUCCCGUUCUCUUCUUCUUCUUCCCUCGUUUCCUUCUCCGGUCCAAAAACCACAGGCUUUCGCUUCGUUUUUUUUAUUUGGAAGAGAAGGUCGGGGGACGAGAGAGAUGGCGUCGGGGGCGUUUGGUGGGACGACCCAGAAGUGCAAGGCGUGCGAGAAGACGGUGUAUUUGGUGGAUCAGCUCACCGCUGAUGGAAGGGUCUAUCACAAGGCCUGCUUCCGUUGCCACCACUGCAAAGGAACCCUCAAGCUCAGCAAUUACAGCUCCAUUGAUGGUGUUCUGUACUGCAAGCCUCAUUAUGACCAACUCUUUAAAAUGACUGGCAGCUUGGAUAAAAGUUUCGAAGGCUCUUCGAGAUCUGCUAAGGCGGACCGAUCCAAUGGUCAUGAGAGCAAUGCUAAUAGCAGAUUUUUAAGUAUGUUUGUUGGGACGCAAGACAAGUGUGUGGUUUGCAAGAAAACUGUUUACCCAAUUGAGAAGGUUGCACUUGAUGGCACCUCAUACCAUAGACCAUGCUUCAAAUGCAGCCAUGGAGGCUGUGUGAUCAGCCCAUCUAACUAUAUCGCACAUGACGGCAGACUUUACUGCAAGCACCACCACUCUCAGCUCUUCAUGGCGAAGGGAAAUUUCAGUCAGCUUGAAGACAGACAUGAAGACAUUAAAGUGCCUACUGAGAACCCAGUACCAGAUGAGAACGCAGUACCAGAUGAGAACCCAGUACCAGAUGACAAUGCAGAAAGUGCUAGUUGAAUUUUCUCUUGGGUGGAAGAUUGUUGUACUUGGCACUCUUUUGGGCAAUUGUGAAAUGACAGUGGAAUGAGUUCGUCUACAUACAGCUGCUGAGUUUGGAUACCAGAUUUUGAUCUUCAGGAUUCUUAUAUCUUGGGAACCUUCUCUUUAUUACGUAUUCUUUGCGUUGUGAGAGUUGAAAUAAAUAUGGCGUGUUUUUCUUCUUUUCCAUUAAGCUGUGUGUUGUAUUCCAGAGUUGCAGGUGGUGAUGGUUGUAUGUCAGAGGUCUACUUAAGGAGGCGGGGGCGUGUAUUACUCUGCCUACAUUUUGUUCAGGAGUUGUUUUAUUUGCUGGAGAAAGAGUUCUUUUGAUUAUCAUCUGUUCUUGAACUAACUCUUUUAGUGAAUUUGGUGAUGAUCUUGUAACAGUUUUUA
Molecule: messenger RNA, 1446 nt
Organism: Phoenix dactylifera (date palm)
Lineage: Eukaryota; Viridiplantae; Streptophyta; Magnoliopsida; Arecales; Arecaceae
Product: LIM domain-containing protein WLIM1-like
Source: RefSeq, a predicted model, not a curated record